Messenger RNA from Diatraea saccharalis (sugarcane borer), 1204 nucleotides. The record is from the annotation of a GenBank genome assembly. NCBI's taxonomy places the organism in Eukaryota, Metazoa, Arthropoda, Insecta, Lepidoptera, Crambidae.
CAAGCCAGACCUACGUCUUUUUCUAAUCAGAGUUGGCAACACUGGCCAGAUGUCAAAUGUCACAGAAAAUCAGUGUACGUCAAAUUGACACAAAUGUCAAAUUUCUCCAGUAAAUUACAAACUCUGCCACUAUUAAAUUAAAGUUUAAAAUCAAGUACUGAAACUUGACAGUUUUGUAAAGCCUGACGUGCUGUUGACUGUAUCACACUUUUGACAACAAAGCACAUACUGUGGCAUAUACCUAUUAAUACAAUAUUGGAUAAUGCUUUAAAAUAACACGAAAUGCCCUUAAUAAUAAUUUGCGGGACCCCUGUGAGUGGGAAAACUACUAGAGCAUAUGAAAUCAAAAAUUUCUUUGAAAAAACACAUGGCAAACAAGUGGAAAUUGUGUCCGAAGAUGAAGCCAUAAGGAAAUUAGGUUAUGAUAAAAAUACUAUGUAUUUGGAUUUCCAAAAAGAAAAAAGAGUGAGAGGAUAUCUUAAAUCAGAGGUGCUAAGAUUGAUAGGCAAGGAUAAUGUUAUCAUAUUAGACGGGAGUAACUACAUAAAAGGAUACCGUUAUGAACUUUACUGCGCAUCAAAAGCUUCAAAAUCCACUCAGUGUACUAUUUAUACUAUAUGUAAUCAUGAUGAGGCAUGGGAAAAUAACCAAUCUCGUUUAAAUAACAAGGAAAGCUCAUUAGAGACUGAUGUAAAUAAAAUGCCUUACACUGAAGAAGUAUUCAAUGCUUUAACUAGACUAAGGUUUGAAGAACCAAAUAGCGCAAACAGAUGGGAUAGUCCACUAUUCACAGUUCAGCCAUCUGAUAUACUGGAUCUCAACUCAAUAUACAAAGUACUGUUUGAGAAAAAACCUCCCCCUCCCAACAUGAGUACCCAAAAUCCACCGCUCACAUCAACGAAUUUCUUAUAUGAGCUUGAUAAAGUAACUCAAGCAGUGUCCAAACAUAUUCUCGAAGCUAAGCAGCUGAACAUAAGCGGAGAAGUCAAGUUUCCAGACUACCCAGGAUGUGUUUUAGAGUCUGGCUUUAUAGAGUUUGUCACUCCUCAGAAACUUUUAAAAUUAAGAAGACAGUUUCUGACGUAUGCUAAAAUGAAUCAUUCUAAUGAAGACACCAAUAAGAUUGGUAGAUAUUUCAUACAAUAUUUGAAUAAAACAUUAAUGGAAUAAUUUGGUUGGGUUUUCAUUUUAUAACAUUUUUUCA